UGUAAAAAUAAAAGAUAACCUAGAUGUAAAUUCACGAGUUGACAUAAUAAAUAUUUUUCUUUUUUUAAUAAAAAUCGUUAAAUUUUCUGUUUACUUUUAUAAAUUGAAGUUGGGUAAAUAAUGAAAAUGGUUAAACUAAUGAGUAGUCCAUUAAAAGGUAUUUUAAACGCUCGCCGUGGGCAUUCCGCAGAAUCUAUAAUUUCCGAUUGGAGAUUUAAAUCCCAGCUGGCACCAUUAGAAAUGUCAAUAGCCCGCCGCGACUUGGAUAAAAAUACCAAACCAAAAGAAGCUAUGGAUAUCAUUCUCAAGGUGAAAACUCUGGAGAUAAACUCAAGUUUCGAUACUAUGAAGAUCGAUCGAGGCAUAAGUGAACACUGGAGCAACGUGUUGCGCUACCGCUGGCCUAUAGUCUUCCAGAGCGUCUUCUUGAUUAUAGUCAUCGCGAUUCUCGGCCUUCGAAUUGGACUGAGGGAUAACCAAGACCCAGGAAUUCAUUCAAAUUACAACAAAUUCUCUCUCUGGCCUCCCUUCAAUUCAAUCUCACCCUCAACAUUUAAGGCUUCGGACUAUAGCUACGGCGGUUGUAAUUAUGGAUUUUAUUGCGGUGGCAUGAAAACCACGGAUGGAGAACUAGUACGGAGGAAAGCAAGCUUUUUGAAGCGGAAGAGAAACCUCAAAGAGUUGAUCGACUAAUUAGACUUUAUUACAUUACAUAGAUUAUUAAAUUGUACGUUAAUUUUAUAUAUCGAAAUUA
Cotesia glomerata is the source of this 754-nucleotide messenger RNA. RefSeq lists its product as uncharacterized. The record is from RefSeq and is a predicted model, not a curated record. Lineage: Eukaryota; Metazoa; Arthropoda; Insecta; Hymenoptera; Braconidae. The transcript is spliced from 4 exons. The coding region runs from base 121 to 693 and encodes 190 amino acids.